Molecule: messenger RNA, 575 nt
Organism: Hippocampus comes (tiger tail seahorse)
Lineage: Eukaryota; Metazoa; Chordata; Actinopteri; Syngnathiformes; Syngnathidae
Product: MAGUK p55 subfamily member 7-like
Exons: 5
Coding region: 214-561 (115 amino acids)
Molecular function (GO): protein binding
Source: RefSeq, a predicted model, not a curated record
CGCCCACACACGGAAUGUUGUGCAGAUGAGAACGCCUCUCAGGAAGCAAUGUACAAUGGGGCCGCCAGGCAUCAGCAGAAUCACCAUCACACAGAGGUUUCCAUGGCAUAAAACGUGUCCGCAAAUGCAGUUGGUCUUUGGGGAGAGCUGCUGAGGAGCUCACAACCCUCUUGCCAUUUUCCACAGCCUGAGGGGAGGUAAUUGGCAGGAGCCAUGCCUGCCCUGACCACCGGCGUGGGCCACGAGCCAGGGCUGUAUGAGUUGCUCGCAGCUUUACCUUCAAAACUGAAGCCCCAUGCCAACCACCCAGAGGAGAGCAACUUUCUCCAGGGCAUGUUUGAGGAGAAAAGCCUCCAUUCAUUGUUCAUGAUUCAUGAAAGGCUGCAGCAUUACGAAGAGAGCAAACCCACUCCUGUCUUAAACAACGCUGCAAGUCUGUGCACUCAAUUGUCCGAGGAGCUUCAAGACGAAUCAGCUACAAGAGAAGUGAAUGAGCUUCUCAAGCUUUUGGCCAAGCCCCACUUGAAGGUGAGGAUUUUUUUAGUUAUUAUUCAAACAUAAAAUGUUAUCAUUUG